AUGUUGGGUAUGGUGCUUCUGGUACUGUUGUGUUUGGGUAAGUUGAAGGCUUUACUUUUACGAUUUCAAACUUUCUGUUUUCGGCCUAAAGGUUUAUGGAAAAACUUUUUUUUGAUUUUUUGGGUAAAAAUUCAGUUUGUUAACUAAAACUUAAAUAAAAACAAAAUUUGUUUUAAUUCUAUAAACUUCUUGACCAACGCUUUGCUAAAGACAAUUAUUUUAGUCCCGUGUGCAAGCUGCGACAAUUAUUGUUACCAUUGUGAAGAAACGGAAAAUGGUGAAGUAGACCAAAAUUGCAUGGUUAUUGACCCAUUAAAACAGAAUCCCUACAAAGUUUGUCGGGAUUCUUGUUACACGAUAUGGGGCAAUGUAACAAUAGGUGACAAAGGUAAGGUUAUAUUUGUAAAACAGAGCUAAUUUAAAGCAGGGUAGGGGUGAGAAAUGGGUCGGGCAUUUUUUAACCCAAUUUUUAUUUUUAUCUCAGGCCGGCCAUGCCCAAAUUUUGUCUUACGAAGGGAUUUUUUUCAAGCUCAUUAUUGAUUCUAAAUAAGGGUAAGGUAGGGUAUGGUAGAGUAAGGUAGGGUAGGGUAGGGUAGAGUAGGGUAGGGUAGGGUAGGGUAAGGUAGGGUAGGGUAGGGUAGGGUAGGGUAGGGUAGGGUAGGGUAGGGUAGGGUAGGCUAUGAUUAAAAGUAAUUCUUAUUAUUUUAGUGGUUUUGGCAGUACAGCGCGACUGUGAUUACCAAGGCCAACUUCCGGUAAGUUUUAAAAAUAUUCAAGCGUUGUAUUAACUUGUUUUGUAAAAACUUAUAUUUCUUGCUUCAAAUUUUAUAAAAAUAUGUAUCAUUUAUAAUAUUUAACAUUUCAGCCGUCGUCAAUGUGCACACCCGUGUUUGGUUUACCGUUUUAUAACAAAUAUAGAAUAUUUGGAACGUUGUGCAUAUGCAACGGAGUAAAAUGCAACACGUGGAAUCCAUAUCUGCCUACCACCACAAGUACUUCGACUACGACCACUACUACCAGUACUACCACUAUUACCACUACGAUCACUACUACCACUACAACUACUACUACCACUACUACCACUACGUCCACUACUACCAUUACCACCACAACUACUAA
Bursaphelenchus okinawaensis is the source of this 1119-nucleotide messenger RNA. NCBI's taxonomy places the organism in Eukaryota, Metazoa, Nematoda, Chromadorea, Rhabditida, Aphelenchoididae. The record is from the annotation of a GenBank genome assembly.